Vigna unguiculata (cowpea) is the source of this 1833-nucleotide messenger RNA. RefSeq lists its product as uncharacterized. The record is from RefSeq and is a predicted model, not a curated record. Lineage: Eukaryota; Viridiplantae; Streptophyta; Magnoliopsida; Fabales; Fabaceae. Gene Ontology annotation, biological process: response to stress. Gene Ontology annotation, cellular component: autophagosome; phagophore.
AUCGGAAUCCACAUGUCAAUCUUAAGGCUCAGUGGAGCUGACCCUAUUUACCUUCUCUCUCUCUCUCUCUCUCUCUCUCUCUCUCUCUUCACAGUGCUCUUCUUCUUGGUUGCAAUUUCUCUUCAAUUUUACUACUUUAUCCUUCUCAUGACUUCUUCAGUCACACGCUGAUACUGCUCUUGUUUCUGUGCGCGUUACAACAAAAGAUAAUCAGGUUGAACGGCCUUCAAGUUCAAUUUUUUGUAUCCUCUCUCAUAUCGGACAUACAGGGAUAGCUCUAGUUACUGUUCCAGUUAGUGUAUUGUGAUGGCUAUGGGUGUAAAAUGCAUAACAUGGGUUGGUAACAUGUUCCAGAAGUUUGAGGAUAUUUGUGUGGAUGUGGACGACACAGUGUUUGAGGAAACUGUUAAGUACUUAGGGAAUCAUAUGCAGACUGUUGGGGAAAGUGUUAAAAAGAUCUGUUCAGAAGUCAUGGAAGAUUUACGUCCUCUACCUUGUGAUUUGGAUGAAACAUCAGUCUCUGAGAUGCAUAUAAAUCAAAAUUCUGAUGCUGGUUUAGCUGAGAAGUCUUUUGAAGGUUCCAGGAAUGUAACUGUAAAUGAUGGUAUCAACCAAACAACCGAUGACUCAAGGAUCAGUGAUGAUGUUGAUAAUGAUGUAAUCCAUGCCGAAUCCUGUGAUUCUAAUGCUUUGUUUGUUGCAGCUUCAAGCUAUUCUGUCAAAGGGUACAACAAAUCAAACCUCGGUGGUGAUGAACAAGAUAAAAACAUGCCUGCAUCCAAGAGUGCCUGUGAAAUCACUUCAUCAGAAACAGAUACACGCAAUACAUCACAAUUAUGUGAACUCUCCUGGAUAAAAGAAAAUCAUGCAGACACUGUUUCAAAGCCAACUUUCUCUGAAUCAGUUGCCAUUGCCUCUUUAGCUGAAUGUUGUAAUGAAAUUGAAAAUACAAGUACUAGAGAAAUCUCCGAUGAUCUAGAAUGGGAUGAAUCAGCUGAAGAGAAAGAAAAGCAUAGUACUUCAAAUUCGUGUGUCUUGUUUGUAGAUUCAUAUGAAAUCACAGAAACAUGGGAUUUGGAUGAACCAAAGAUUGGUGGUACUGUUGCUGAGCAAGGCCAUAAAACCGUGCAACAAGAUGAUGAAUUGAAGCUUGUGGAAAGUUGUGUUAUGGUUACUAGAGAUGAAGUUCAAUCAGUUCUCAAUGCAGAGGGUAAUCUAAGAACUAGCAAGAACAAGAAGAGACAACCCUUUUUGUUAUCCAAGAAGGCUGCAAGGAGGCAAGAGUAUGAAGAGCUUGCAAUGUUGCAUGGAAACAAUGAAAAAGAUGAUUUUGCAGAGAGUUUAUGUGCAACUUUACAGAAUGAUCACAAGAAACUACUACUUCCUGAUAUAUCUGAGUCUGAGUGGGAGGUUCUCUAAAUAAAAGGAAUGAUUAAGUUGUGUAGAUACACGACCAACCCUACAAAUAUUUCAUCCACUUCUUAGUCCUUAUGAAGGAGAUUGAGAUGCUGUUCUAUUGCAUUCCCUACAAUACCUAGUAUGCUACCACAACUACUUUCCUAUGAUGUUUAAUGUCCCAUUUCCAAAAUUCACACCACCACCCCACUUUGUUUUUCAGCUUCAAAUAAAAAGUAACACAGAAAGAAGCCUUAGUUUGAUCAUUGAAAUGUGAACCUCCACAUAGAGUAGUUAAAGUAGCUUGGACCAGUUAUAUAUGGAGCACUGAAUGCAGCAUAUUGUUUUUCUCAUUGAAAAUGUUCUCUUGUUUCAUUUCUAACUUCUCAUACAGAAUGUCUAUAUAUCUGAAUAGGAUUUCAUGUGCUUUUUCAUUAA